UCAGAUUUCCUCAUUUGUUGGCGCUGCUCUCGGUGUAACGCCAUUUUUAAAAGCAGGUCGUGAUACGUGAAACAUUUGGAACAUUUCUCUAGAAAAAGAAUGUGAAUUACAUGUGUACUUGAUUCUGGUGAGACAAUAUUUGUUCAAUAAACAAGUGUAUUUUGUAUACUCCGUUAAAAAGCAUUAUCAGUUAAAUAUCUCGUAUGUAUUAUAACUGAUACGUGAACGUUGCUCAUCGAGACUAGAAAUAAAUUCAAUUUUUGCUGGAAGAAACAUGUUUCCAGCUUACGCCUACUUGUCGGCUUAUGACAGGCAUAAAAAACUAAUAAAUGAUUAUUUCACGUUAUACGGAGGUUCGGUGUCAUCUUUAAAACGAGACACGUCCCGAGAUAAGACUGACUAUGACGUUAUUAAAGAAAACCAUAGAUUUCUGUGGGAUCAGGAUAAUGACAAACCAGAAACAUGGGGUGCUCGGUUGGCAAAGAAAUAUUACGACAAAUUGUUUAAAGAAUACUGUAUAGCUGACUUAACAUAUUACAAGCAAAAUAAGGUUGCCUUAAGAUGGAGAACAGAGAAAGAAGUUAUUGUUGGUAAAGGACAGUUUGAAUGUGGAAAUAAAAAAUGUAAAGAGAAAGAAGACCUUAAAUCAUGGGAAGUAAAUUUUGGUUACAUAGAACAUGGCCAAAAGAAAAAUGCUCUUGUAAAAUUAAGACUAUGCCCUGAAUGUUCUACAAAGUUGAAUUAUAGAUCUCAAAAACAUGAAGCAAAGAGACACAAAACAUUAAAGAGAUUAGGAACAAAUGGUGAAACACCCCGUGAUAUGCCUAGUACAUCAACAGUUGAAAUUAAAAUUGAGGAGGACGAAGGUACAAAUAAUAGUGAGAAAUUAGUUGAAACAAGGGCAGAUGAAUCUAAGAUUUGGAAAGAAAAACCAAUUGAAAAUUUGGAAAAAACAAGAGAAGAGGAAUUUGAAGAGUAUUUAGCAGAUUUGUUAAUGUAGGGAAUAAAAUUAAAUUUUCUACCAGAAUAAUAUUAGUAAUGUCAAAGAAAUCGUUUGUUAAAAAAAAAAUAUAACAAUUUCCAUAUACAACACUAGUUACGUUUAAAUAAAUUAAUAAUUACAGUUGCUGUAUCUUUAUUUUGAUUGAUGUAUAUGUUCAUAUUCUACCAGUAUAUUGCAUGAUAACAA
Frieseomelitta varia is the source of this 1189-nucleotide messenger RNA. Its product is annotated as protein FRA10AC1 homolog. Bases 275 to 1000 code for a protein of 241 amino acids. Gene Ontology annotation, molecular function: phosphatase activity. Gene Ontology annotation, biological process: dephosphorylation. Lineage: Eukaryota; Metazoa; Arthropoda; Insecta; Hymenoptera; Apidae. The record is from RefSeq and is a predicted model, not a curated record. The transcript is spliced from 4 exons.